Ilex paraguariensis (yerba mate) is the source of this 1902-nucleotide messenger RNA. Lineage: Eukaryota; Viridiplantae; Streptophyta; Magnoliopsida; Aquifoliales; Aquifoliaceae. The record is from the annotation of a GenBank genome assembly.
CAUAAUUCUUGCAACCCCACCAUCUACCACUAUUUCCACCACCACCACCACAUACCGCCACCACACCCGUCUCCUCCACCUCUUGACCCAAUGUACAUCCAUGUCUCAGCUCAAACAAAUCCACGCCCAAACCCUCCGUACCACAUCGACCCACCACCCAGACACCGCCUUUUUGUACAGCCGAGUCUUUCAUUUCUCUUCCUUACAUGACCUCAACUACACUUUUCGACUCUUCCACCAAAUUGAAUACCCUAAUUCUUUUAUGUUGAACACUCUAAUCAGAGCUUGUGCACAUAGUAAUGACCAGAAAGAACGAGCCAUUACACUUUUUCAUGCAAUGUUAAGCGAAGGAAGCGUUUUGCCUGAUAAGCACACAUUUCCCUUUGUUCUUAAGGCAUGUGCUUACUUGUUUGCCAUAUCAGAAGGAACACAAGUACAUCCCCAUGUUUUGAAACAUGGGUUGGGUGGAGAUGUUUAUAUUAAUAACAGUUUGAUUCAUUUCUAUGCUUCGUGUGGGUGUUUGGAAUACGCAAAAGAUGUAUUUGAGAAUAUGCCCGAAAGAAGUGUGGUUUCAUGGAAUGCAAUGAUUGAUGCAUUUGUUCAAUCGGGAGAUUAUGAUGAUGCGUUAAGAAUGUUUAUUGAGAUGCAGAGAUUAUUUGAACCGGAUGGAUAUACGUUGCAGAGUGUUAUAGGUGCUUGUGCUGGGUUGGGGGCUUUGUCUUUGGGGAUGUGGGCUCAUGCUUAUGUUUUGAGAAAGUGUGAUCCUAACGUGGGUAGUGAUGUUUUAGUGAACAACUCUUUGGUGGAUAUGUAUUGCAAAUGUGGGUCAUUGGGAAUUGCUAGGCAGGUUUUUGCGAGGAUGCGAAAACCUGAUGUGAAUUCAUGGAAUUCAAUCAUUUUAGGAUUUGCCAUGCACGGGCAAGGUGAGGCAGCAUUUGAGUAUUUUAAUUGCAUGGUUAAUGAAAAAGUAAUGCCCAAUUCUGUUACAUUUGUUGGUGUGUUAAGUGCAUGUAAUCAUAGAGGUUUGGUUGGUGAGGGUCAGAAGUAUUUUGAUAUGAUGAUCACUGAAUACAAGAUUAGACCAGUAUUGGAGCAUUAUGGCUGCUUGGUUGAUCUCCAUGCUCGAGCUGGGCUAAUUGAGGAAGCACUCGAUAUUGUGUCCAACAUGCCAAUGAAACCUGAUGCGGCUAUCUGGAGGAGUCUUCUUGAUGCUUGCUGCAAGAUGAAUGCUGGAGUGGAGCUAAGUGAAGGAGUGGCCCGACAGAUAAUUGAGUUGGAAGGGGAUGAUUGUAGCGGUGUUUAUGUGCUUUUGUCCAGAGUCUAUGCUUCAGCUGCUCGGUGGAAUGAGGUUGGGUUGGUUAGAAAAUUAAUGACCAAUAGGGGUGUUAAAAAAGAGCCUGGGUGUUCUACAAUGGAGAUAGAUGGUAUCAUCCAUGAAUUUUUUGCUGGGGACGUGUCGCAUCCUCAAACCAAAGAAAUUUACAAUUUUUUGGAUGUGAUUGAAGAAAGAUUACAAUUUGUGGGGUAUGUUCCUGACUUUUCCCGAGCAGAUACAGUUGAUAAACUUGAUAGUGGAAAACAAUAUUCACUUAGGCUGCAUAGUGAGAGACUUGCAAUUGCUUUUGGUCUCUUAAACCUCAAACCAGGGGUGCCAAUUCGUAUAUUGAAAAAUCUCCGAGUAUGCAGCGACUGUCACAAUGUGACCAAAUUAAUUUCCAGAAUCUUUAAUGUGGAGAUUAUUGUAAGAGAUCGUGUUCGGUUCCAUCAUUUUGUAAAUGGCUCUUGUUCCUGCAUGGACUAUUGGUGACUAUUUGCUGUUGUUAGCUGUGUCAAGUAGUCUUUAUGGUUUAUGAACAAAAAGAAAAGACUAAAACUGCUAUGUAAAUGAAAUCAUACGUUGGG